GUGUGUAACCAUUGUUUUCAUUAUUAUUACUUUUUUUUUUGUAGUAUCUGCUUUCCUUUUCUCUCUCCUUUUUUUUCUUUAUUUUUCUUUUUCUCUCUUUCCGUUCACUUUAAUACAAUGAAGCUUUCUAUUGCUGCUCUUUCUGCACUCCUUUUAUCUUCUGCAGUUUCUUUCACUGCUGCUGAUUCAUACUCUGACGCUAUCAAAUCAUGGUGUCAAGGUCUCGAUGUCACUGCUCCUUCCUCUUCUACUGUUGCUGUUGCUGGUCAAAAGGCAAAGAUUACAGUCACUAGAAAAGCUGAUCAACGUACAAAAACCAUUACUGGCUUGGAUUUAUACUCUGUCUCUAGUGCUGGUAAAGCUACUUAUGUUCAAAAUGUCUGGAAGGGUAACUACGCUCUCAAGACAUCUGCUAGUAUUCAAAACGCUCUUCCCUCUAAUUUGAAGGCCGGUCUUUACUACUACCGUGUUUGGGUUACCAAUUUGGUGAAUGGUCAACAUGGCCCUGAUUGUAUUGAAACCUCUCAUACAUUCAAGGUCACUACUGGAUCUCAUACAAAUGCUGUUGGUGAAAUUGAAUAUGCUGAAUCACUUCAUGACAAUGCCAUCUAUUCCCCUGAACAUUAUGAUGGUUGUUUCGGUCUCAGUGUCGACUAUCCUGCUGAAGGUAGUGUCUUCAAGCCCAAUGACCACGUCCAUAUCCAAGCCAACCGUGACGAUUCUUCCCAGACAGAUGAGGUGACCAUGAUUCAAUUGUACAAGGGCCAACAGUUGAUUGCUACUGCCUGGAGGGGUGCUGAAGCUAUUCAGAAAUCAUUUGCUUUGAAGGAUCAUUUGAUCUUGCCUAAUGUUGAUACCACCGCUGAUUACCAUUACAAGGUCUAUGCUACUUCCAAGAAAGCUAACAAGACUUGUGUAUUCGAGUCCAAGAACUUUAAGGUUCAAAACGAAUAAAAAAAAAAAGUUGUUUUAUUUUC
Gilbertella persicaria is the source of this 977-nucleotide messenger RNA. RefSeq lists its product as uncharacterized. The transcript has 5 exons. NCBI's taxonomy places the organism in Eukaryota, Fungi, Mucoromycota, Mucoromycetes, Mucorales, Choanephoraceae. Bases 118 to 954 code for a protein of 278 amino acids. The record is from RefSeq and is a predicted model, not a curated record.